Molecule: messenger RNA, 639 nt
Organism: Epithele typhae
Lineage: Eukaryota; Fungi; Basidiomycota; Agaricomycetes; Polyporales; Epitheliaceae
Exons: 5
Coding region: 1-639 (212 amino acids)
Cellular component (GO): cytoplasm
Source: RefSeq, a predicted model, not a curated record
AUGAUCGACCCCGGUAUCCUCAGGCCCAACCCGCGGAACGUCGCUCUGGAGUCCCUGCAAACGCUGCUGAAGCUCGCGGACAACAUCCUCGCGGAGCCGGAGAACGCCAAGUACCAGCGGUUCAAGUCGACGAACGCGACGAUCAAGCGGACGCUCAUCGACCCCAAGGGCACGCUCGAGUACGCGCGCGCGAUGGGCUUCGCCCCUGAGGUGGAGAAGUUCCAGCCGUUCUACGUGUGGAACAAGCGGCACGCGGAAGACCUGGAGAUCGGCGCAGCCAUCAUCAAGGAGGCUCUCGAGCGCGAGACGGUGAAGGAGGAGCAGACGCUGCGCAGGCGGGUCGAGGAGAAAGCGGCGCACGAGGCCGCCGUCGAACAGGUGAAGAAGGCGUUCUACGACGACCGCAAGGGCCGGUCCAUCCUCGACGAGCGACAGCGGACCGCGCGGGCGGCAGCAGAGGCACGGAGAGCGGCGGGACUGUCGCCUGAGCCGCAGCCCGCCGCCCUGUCGCCUCACCGCACGCGCAAGAUGCCGGGCACGGGGCAGACGCUGUCGGGAGAAGCCCCGAAGGACGACGAUGCGGCGGGAAUGCGAAUGCAUGACGAAGAGGAUGAGGAUGAGGAAGAAGACGAGGAGUAG